Messenger RNA from Homarus americanus (American lobster), 543 nucleotides. RefSeq names its product pyrroline-5-carboxylate reductase 1-like. The record is from RefSeq and is a predicted model, not a curated record. Bases 1 to 543 code for a protein of 180 amino acids. The transcript is spliced from 3 exons. NCBI's taxonomy places the organism in Eukaryota, Metazoa, Arthropoda, Malacostraca, Decapoda, Nephropidae.
AUGGGGAUGAAGCUAGUAAUAGUGUUAGCAGUAAUAGUGAUGGGGGACAGCAACAGAAGACAGCAGGACAACAACUUGGGCACAACAGAGAGACAGCAACAGGACAGCAACAGACACAACAGGGGACAGCAACAGACUGGCAGACACAACAGGGACAGCAACAGAGACAGCAACAGGGGACAACAGAGACAGCAACAGGGACAGCAACAGACACAGCAGAGACACAGCAACAGGGGAGACAGCAGCAGAGACAGCAACAGGGGACAGCAACAGACACCAACAGAGACAACAACAGGGACAGCAGGGCACAACAGGGACACAACAGGGACAGCAACAGACACAACAGGGACAGCAACAGAGACAACAGACACAACAGGGACAGCAACAGGGACAGCAACACAACAGGGACAGCAACAGGGACAACCCAUGUGGCCACAACAGGGACAGCAACAGGGACAGCAACAGACACCACCACAACAGGGGACAGCAACAGGGGACAGCAACAGACCUUACAACAGAGACAGCAGCAACAGGGUUAUGUAG